AGACAAAGUUUUAAAAAAUGUAGAACAAAAAUGCUCCCUGAGUUUCUGUUUCCGUUUGCUGCCGCACAGGACCUGAUGCCGCCAGAGUGCCUCACCGGAGCCUGAAGCCAUGAUCGCCGGAGUCAUCGCCACGCCGGAUCUUCCCGUUGCCGGACCUAGGGUCGGAACCCUAUUCCGGUUCUUCUCUACUCUGCUCCUAUUUGUCUCCUCCUCUCUGUUUCCGUUCUCUAUCCGUCUCCUCCUCUCUGUUUCCGUUCUCUAUCCGUCUCCUCCCCGUAUGCCUCCCCGUAUGCGAUGAAGAUUUUCUCUAUUAAUAAAGCCGGUGUUUGAAUUGAAGAAUGACACUUCGAAUUUCCAGUUCUUGCGCCUUGGGGUAUGCUCUCUUGUGCGUCUUCUCUUUUGUUUUUAUGGAAGUUUUCUUCCUUUUAUCUCUUUCUUUUUUUAUUAUCUAAAGAUUAUUUGAAUGGGCCAUUUAGAUGUUGGGUCAUUUAGAUGUUCGGGAUCGGCCCAAUCUUCAUUUCUUCUUUCAUUACUUUUGUUCUCCAAAAUAUAUCUGAAAAAUAUGUCAAAAAGAAAUAAUACUCCAAAAUAAUUGUAGAAUAUAGAUAUGCUUAAAAUUAUGCAUUUUAUGUAAAAAUGCUGGUGUUGAAUUGCUCUUCUUCAGCUUCAAUGAGGUCUGUGACGCUCCCAAUCAUAUUGGAUGUGAUAUUUAUGUUUAUGGAUGCUUGGUCUGUCAUUGGGGAGAGAUUACGAGAUACUUUCUCUAUGCCUUCAUGCCACCCCAUUUCGCCAUAGGGGAAUAACAAUGGAUACUGGAGAGGAUCAUAACAACUGUAAUAAUACUGGAUGUUUUUAGAAUGUCCACCUUUUGCGUAUACCCGAAUAUGCCUAUUCUCACUGACUCCGUUUGCAUCUUCUUCUACCCAAAUGGCUGCAACUUGUGACGUUGUAGGCAUAUUGUAUACCCUUUGGUCUAGUGUUGGAUUAGUUUUUUAUAUGACACUAAACUCAUCUACAGUGUUCAUAUCCUUCAAGCUGUCAAAGAAUUUUGCAUAGGGGUUUUCAGCUAAAGCUUUGAGAAUAGUAUCUAUGACUUCUUUGUCCAUUCUUGUCCCAUGGCUCUGUAACGCUUGUUCUGAUAUCUGUAUCAUAGAAAUACAAUUGUAAAUUUCUUGGUGGGCAUCCAUCCGGCAGCAGGUCAUUGAUGAAAUGGUAUAUCUGGCCUUGUACUUUGAAUGUGUAGAUCCCUUUAUUUCGUCGACAUAAGUUGGCAUCAUAGUUAUGAAUUCCAAUUGAUGUAAAAGCGAAUGUGUUGUUGUAUGUCCUCACACAUGUUUGAAAAUGUCUUGAUGCGUCAUUUGUCCCACAAAAUAGAUCUCUUAACAGUGAUGGAGUGGGGGGAUUUGAAAGGACAAUCUGGCCUUUUGCGCAGCAAAAUGUUGGUGGUUCAUUAAUGAAACGUUGCGCUCCACAGUAUAUGCAGUAUGUGGCUGCGUGUAAUUUGAAUGCAGCAAUAUGCUCUGUGUUGGUGUAUGAGUUUCUCUCUCUUUGCAUAGUUGGUUGGCAGCUUGCUGAUGACGAUCCUGAAAAUUGGUUUCGCGGCCGUCCUCGAGGUUUCUUUUGGGGAAGUUCUUCAGUGUUUAGGGCUGCAGCUGCUUCUGUCACUUUUGCUCUUUCAUUUGUUAACAGUAACCCAAAGAAAGGCAUCACAUAGUCUUUUCACUUAAAUGCGUGUGAGGGCUCAAUCGGGAAUGAUGCUGUUUAGAAACAGUCUACUGGUGAAAGCUCAACUUCACCCACUGCUAAUAUGAACCAAGAUGUUUCUAAGGACUUUGAACACAUGCAAACUCCCUUGGCCAAGAAACCAAUAGCCAGUGUGAAGAUUCGAAAAAAGUAAACAACCUUUGAGAAUGGGCCAGAUUAAAAGUUUGUUUCUUUUUAUAGUCUGUAAAAAGGUACUUGACAGUACUUUGUUGUUUCAUGUUUUAUACCUACUCUGUUGUCCCGUU
Molecule: messenger RNA, 2009 nt
Organism: Cuscuta campestris
Lineage: Eukaryota; Viridiplantae; Streptophyta; Magnoliopsida; Solanales; Convolvulaceae
Source: the annotation of a GenBank genome assembly